This is a messenger RNA of Symbiodinium sp. CCMP2592, 3324 nucleotides long. The record is from the annotation of a GenBank genome assembly. NCBI's taxonomy places the organism in Eukaryota, Dinophyceae, Suessiales, Symbiodiniaceae.
AUGCCUCCCACAGUUGUGGGAGACCCGGCAGCGGUGCUCAAUCGAGUGCUGCACCAAGCCUGGCAACAGAUUCGACCUAAAACAGCCCGUCCCUCACAAACCUCCUCCCCAGAUACUUUGUGCCUCAUUCGACAACUCUGGGAUUUGCGCCGUGCACAAGCCCAGCCUCCACGGACCUAUUCAGUGCUUCGAGGCUGGCUCCAGGCGGCCAGACUACAAAGGGUCCAACGACUGCUGCGUAAGGCCUGUGCUGCCAAGAAGUGUGCCAGAGUGGAUGCUCUACUGAUUGAAGCAGAAAGCUCUAAGCAACCGUCGGCGCUCUUCAGUGUGGUUCGAAGGUUAGCCUGCAAGGUAAGAACUAUGAGAAUCCAGCUGAGAGAUAACGAAGGUCGCCUUUUGGCAGGACUUGAAGAGGCGGAGCAAAUAGCGGAUUUUCUCCGUCAGGUCUAUGGCAGCCAGCACAUUCGCAAGGCCCCCUGCCACCCAGAGUUUCAGCCUGUACAAUUUGAUGACCCCGAUCUGCUCAGAGCGCUUAUACAGCUAGGGAACACAAAAGCACUUCCCUCUUCAUUUGCUCCUGCCCGCCUGUGGAAGUUAGCCCCAUCCCAGGUUGUCCAAGCUCUUCUGCCAACUAUCAAUCUAGCCUCUUCCUCCAACAUGGAUGCCAGCUGGCAUGAGGUCCAGCUCUACCUAAUUCCCAAAGUGCAGAUUGUGAAAGAACCAAAAAAUCUUAGGCCUAUUGCCUUGUUGCACCCGGGCAACAAGCUUUGGGCAGCCAUGCUUGCAACCAGACUGAAGGACAAAGUAGCCAUGUACCUGCAAGAUGUGCCCCAGUGGGCCUACCUGGCUUCCAGAUCCACUGCAGAUGCACUCAUUGCCGUCUGCUCACACCUACACCAGGUACGUGAGCUACUCGCGGAUGCCAACAAGUCGCAUCCUCAUAGAUUCCGUGGGGCUGCCCAGCCCAACAUGGUAGGUGGCAUAUCUAUCAGCUUGGAUGUCAAGAAGGCUUUUGACAGCUUAAGACAUGAUUUCCUUGCCGAUGCAAUGAGGGAAGCAGAAUUUACGGAAUCCGAAGUGCAGACGGUACUGUUUCUGCACAGCCAGGCAUGUCUCAGGGUAGGCAGUUCGGAACAUGCGACGUCAGUCUUUCUCAAUACAGGAAUCAGGCAAGGAUGUUCGCUUUCUCCAAUCCUUUGGGCAUUAGCCACAGGAAGAUUUUAUCGCAUGCUCAUGCAAUCUUUCCGUGAACACGGGAUGCCCACAGGCACUGUCAACCUGUUUGCAGACGACGUGUUUGGCAGUUGGAAGUUCCAUAGUCCCGAGGACUUUAAGCUAUCCGUGAGGGCUCUCGGAAUCUUAGUAAGCACGCUUCAAAAGAUUGGCCUGGAGCUAAGCAAGGAGAAGACAGUCAUUCUGCUUGCAGCGGCGGGUACCAGUGCUCCCUCUGUCCUCUCCCGAUACAAGACGGUGAUCGACCAAGUAGUUCAUAUGAAAAUUCCAGUGGGUAGAACUAGGAUUGCAUUUCGCAUAGUAGCCUCCCACAAGUACCUGGGAGCCCACAUUUCGUACCAAGGCUUUGAGCUGCUCAACCUCAAGCACAGAUUGCAGGUCACAUGGGGCAGCUUCUGGAGGUUGCAUCACAUACUCAUCAAUCGCAAGCUCAGCUUAAGCACUAGAGUAAGGCUAUGGCAGGUAUGUGUCUUCAGUGUGCUGCGCUACUCCCUCCACAGUGUGGGCUUACCUCCACAAGGUAGCACCAUGAUCAAGCAAGCGGUCAACAGACAACUUCGCCUUAUUGCCAGAUCUCCUGCGCAUCUCUGGCAUAUCCCCUCCGAUGACAUUUUGACCAGGCUAAAAGUGGAGGAUCCAUGGGCCAUGCUCUGUCGACAAUUCCCAGCCGCAGACACGAGGCCAGGUCUCCUUGGCAGAGGGACAGGCGUUCUGGCCUGGCUAAGGUCUUUGCAGAGGACCGUCGAAUCCACUCAUAUCGUCCACUACAGUGUCAGGUCUGUGGACAGUCCUUCGACUCUCUUGGAGCACUUCGUCGCCAUACGGCACUGCAAUCGGGAAUGCACCACAUGGGAUGAUCUUAAAGUUCAUGUGUUCACCAGUACGUACUGGAUGACUAAGCUUCAGGGGCUCACUGCCUUCACGUGGGAGGAACUGACCACCUACCUUCGCAGGACGAAAAAGGAUGCGUCGCUGACGAUGGACUUGGAGGGAGUCUCGAGAGACGACUUGAUGCAAGCAGCAGCAGAGCUCCAGCACUUGCAGACUAUGGCUUUACAAGGCGAGGACUUCGCGAACACUCACCAACCCCCUCGCCGGCUCCAGCAGCCGAUGGGCUCCACACGUCUCCCUCCGACUCCGGAGGUUUUCACUUUCACGAACGAGCAGGAGGAGGAGGAGAAGCCACAGCAGAAGUACAACCGUCCCAACGGGAAGGGACUGGACCAAGGAAAGGGUCAACCCCCAACCACUCGAGGGUCAGGCAGGAGGCCACUCUUCUCCCCGCCACAGGGAGGUCAGGCGGCUCCCCAGAGAGGCCAAAGGCGGCCCUACCCAACAGGGGCGCCACAGCCACCGCACAACAGCGGCAGUGCACUCUCAACCAGUUCCUCGGCAAACUUGGUGGCCAGCGUAGCACGCCUGCUGUUGAGGCACGAAGGCCUUUUGACAGGUUUAGCGCAAAAUACGACAUGGAUUAUGUUUCAGGGAACGGCCCCUCCCUUGACUCCCGUUCCUGCGCAGAUGAGGAUAGGGGAGCAAUGGCAACUGACGAAACAGGAGUCGCCAGCACCCUUGAAACACCCGCUGAGGACAGUGUUGUUUCAAACGUGGUUGACCGAGUUGAAGCAACGCGUGGAGGAGCUCAGCACGGAUCCAGCACGGCGUCAAGAAGCCCUUCGGCUUCAAGCCCUGUCGGAGCACGACACUUUCCACUACAAGAAGUGGAACAGCAACCUCAGGGCUCUCGAGAGUGUGACAGACCGCGUUCCCUUGAAAGUCGACGAAGUUCUGGGCUUGAUCAACGAAGCGAUUGUGCUCAGCACUCUGGAAGACGCCUUGAUCAACUACAAUCCGACGAAGCAGUUGCUUCCAGAUAUGACAGGGCCGACUGUCACGUUCUCCCUUGUGGUGGGGCUCAGAGACCCCCGAGCCUUUCGCCUUUGGACGGUGAUAGAAGCUCUUUCGGGAAGCGGAGCGCUGAUGUUAGUAGCGACAACCUUGAGGAGGGAACGUCGGUCGAGGUCGCAGCUAGCGCAAGCAGUGGCACAAGACCUUCGGCGCUUGACCCUAGGCUCAACAGCGCUGAGUUGA